Camarhynchus parvulus is the source of this 2365-nucleotide messenger RNA. It is a transcript of the gene PRKAG1, whose product is annotated as protein kinase AMP-activated non-catalytic subunit gamma 1. The record is from RefSeq and is a predicted model, not a curated record. Bases 97 to 996 code for a protein of 299 amino acids. The transcript has 13 exons. Lineage: Eukaryota; Metazoa; Chordata; Aves; Passeriformes; Thraupidae.
GGCCCCGAGCCUGACCCCGGCCCCGGCCCGGGCCCGGCCGCCGAGAGCCCGGCGGAGCUGGAAGGGGACGCUCACCGCGGUGCCUACACCGCCUUCAUGAAAUCCCAUCGCUGCUACGACCUGAUCCCCACCAGCUCCAAACUGGUCGUCUUCGACACAUCCCUGCAGGUGAAGAAGGCGUUCUUCGCGCUGGUCACCAACGGUGUCCGGGCAGCCCCGCUCUGGGACAGCAAAAAGCAAAGUUUUGUAGGAAUGCUGACCAUCACCGACUUCAUCAACAUCCUGCACCGCUACUACAAAUCCCCCAUGGUGCAGAUUUAUGAGCUGGAGGAGCAUAAAAUAGAGACGUGGAGAGAGGUUUACCUGCAAGACUCCUUCAAGCCACUGGUGUGCAUUUCCCCCAAUGCCAGCCUGUUUGACGCCGUCUCCUCCCUGAUCCGGAACAAGAUCCAUCGCCUGCCCGUCAUCGACCCCGACUCGGGGAACACGCUCUACAUCCUCACCCACAAGCGCAUCCUCAAGUUCCUCAAGCUCUUUAUCUCAGAGGUGCCCAAGCCUGAGUUCAUGGCACGGACCUUGGAGGAGCUGCAGAUUGGCACCUACAGGAACAUUGCUGUGGUUGGCACCAGCACCCCCAUCUACGUUGCCCUGGGCAUCUUCGUGCAGCACCGCGUCUCUGCCCUGCCCGUGGUGGAUGACUCGGGUAAGGACGGCUGUGUGGUGGACAUCUACUCCAAAUUCGAUGUUAUUAACCUGGCAGCUGAGAAAACCUACAACAACCUGGACGUGACGGUGACGCGGGCGCUGCAGCACCGCUCGCACUACUUCGAGGGGGUCCUCAAGUGUUACAAGCAUGAAACGCUGGAAACCAUCAUCAACCGCCUGGUGGAGGCUGAGGUCCACCGGCUGGUGGUGGUGGAUGAGAGCGAUGUGGUGAAAGGGAUCGUCUCCCUCUCGGACAUCCUGCAAGCCCUGGUCCUCCCCCAGGGCCCCUGAGGCAGUUUUGGGGUGGGAGGGGGGCUCAGUCCUCUCAAGCCCCCCAUUCGCCUCUCCUGUAUCACUGUGCCCCCCCCGGGCUGGUGGGGACACCCGGGGGAUGCCCCCACUCACCAGCAGCACCCAGCAAUAACCCCCAGCCCUGGGGCAGCCCCUGCUGCCUUUCCCUGGGUGGGGGGAGCCCACAGCCCCCCCCAAGCCGUGCCCUGCACCCCAAAGCUGUGUGGGGUGAUGGGGGCAGCCCUUGACCCCCUUGGGGUCACCCUUAGCCAUGCCAGGGCUGUUCCUGUGUGGCCUCUUGUCCCUGUCACCCUGCACCCUCUCCCUGGGUUUGGUGAAACCCACCCGGCCCAGGGACCCCCCCACACACCCCCGGGGGUCUCCCCCCAGGUUCCCCCACACCCUGGACCCUCUCCCUGGGUUUGGUGAAACCCACCCGGCCCAGGGACCCCUCCACACACCCCCGGGGGUCUCCCCCCAGGUUCCCCCACACCCACCACCGCUUCGUGUGUGAAGGGAAACCACGAAUAAACACAGACCUGGCACCACCCCCGGCUCCGUGCAGGGCACGGGGGGCAUUGCCAGGGCACGGGGGCUGUGUGGGGAGGGGCUGUGCCCCUCCCCAUGGGAAGGGAGAAUCUGCUGAGCUCGCCCAGACCCUAAAUCCCUGUUUGUUACGCCUGUGGCUUUUCUAAAAGGCCAGGAUUGGGGAUGGGACAGGGACAGGGACCCGGCAGGACAUGGGGACCCUCUGGUGGGCACCACGCCCGGGUGGUGCCGGCAUGGCUGCGGGCUGCUGGCCCGAGCCGCCCUGGACCUACCGCCGCAUCGCCGGGGAGUACGCGUACCUGGAGAAACGCUUUGUGGCCGAGCUGGCCCCCCCUUGGCCCCCAGUGCCCUCCAACCCCCCUUGUCGCCUGCAGGACUUCACCGCCCGGCCCCGGGUCCCCCCCACCCCCUGCCCCCCACCACAGCUCGAGGGGCCGGGGGGCAGCAGCGGACCCUGGGGGGGUCACCCUGUGCCCGCACCUCGCCCCCCGGUGUCGGGGGACAAGCCGGGCCCCCCCACCUACGAGGUGCACAUGCAGCGGGUGCAGGCGGCCCACGCCCGCCGUGGGGGACCCCCCCCUUACAUCGCGCCCCCCGCCUAUGACGGUCCCCACCGCACCCUCCAGCUCCGUCCCCCUCGGGGACCCCGCAGCCCCCCGCCGGCUCCUGCUCGGGCCCGGGGGGCUGUGCCGGGCGGCUGGAGCCACACUCUGCCCCGGGCGGCCACCGAGGCCAAGCACCGGUGGCCCCGUGCGACGCUGCCGUCCCCAGGAAUGCCCGGCACCCCCCGGCACUGCCAGACGCUGCCGCGGGCAGCAGC